Molecule: messenger RNA, 1490 nt
Organism: Python bivittatus (Burmese python)
Lineage: Eukaryota; Metazoa; Chordata; Lepidosauria; Squamata; Pythonidae
Gene: UXT
Product: ubiquitously expressed prefoldin like chaperone
Biological process (GO): positive regulation of transcription by RNA polymerase II; negative regulation of transcription by RNA polymerase II
Cellular component (GO): mediator complex
Molecular function (GO): transcription corepressor activity
Source: RefSeq, a predicted model, not a curated record
AGCCCGAGUGAAAGCUGGAGGGAGACUUGGGUGGAGGAGGAGGAGGAAUGGCCGCCCUCAGAUUGUUAUCGAGAGUGAUACCGGCUUUCUCUGAGAGCAUCGCAGCAGACUAGUUGCCCUAAUUCGGUGCCUCUUGGGGGUUUGGGACUACCCUCUCCGUAAUCCCAGCCUCUGUCGGGAAGUGAGCGCCGUAACGUCUGGAAGUUCACCAGGUCGGGCGAGGCUGCUCCACGAUGUCGCGCAGUUCAGCAGCGCGGAAAGUGAAGCCGCUUGACCUAGUCGGACGCCGAGCCGAGAGGAACCGCCUCCGCUCUGAGAGCACGGAGAAGGAGAGCGUCGCCUUCCCUCGGCCGCGGGCGAUGCUUGACCCCGCAUUCGGCCGCUUCCGCUGCAUACGGAGAGCUGCGCCGGGGCGGGGGUGGCCAAAGUUAACCCCCUCCCACCCCCUUCCUUUUUGGCGUGUUUGGAAGCGCGCGGGAGUCCGAGGAGGGGCCCGCCUCGCUUCUGAGUCGCACGACCCCGGAAGUAGAGGCGGGGGGGGCUCCCGGCUCCUCGGUGCUGCGGCUCCUCGCAGCUGCGCUCCCGUCCUUGUGACUCGCGGGCGUAGCCUCUGACCUGUCGAGAAAGGGCUAGGAAUUCUACCUUGUCUUUUCCCGAAUGUGUAUUUGUUGUUUUCAUGGCUGCCGUGAUUUACGUGGGGUAAAUGUUCAGGAUCUGUUCACUAAUAUUUUUUGUGAAAAUCUCAUGGUGAUGCUUAGUGAACAGCAGGUACAAGAGAAGGUGCUUCAGUAUGAAGCAUUUAUAAGUGAUGUUCUGCAGAGAGACCUUAAGAAAGUGUUGGAACAGCGAGAUGAGAUUUAUGAAAAAAUUGCUCAGUAUUUGCAACUUAAGAACAUUAUUGAACGUUUGCAGGAAACAGGAGGCCAGGAGCUGACAACUCAAGUGGAUCUAGGCUGCCAUUUUUAUGUCAAUGCAGAAGUGCCUGAUACAUCCACCAUAUUUAUAGCUCUGGGUUAUGGCUUCUUUGUGGAGUUGACACUACCAGAAGCACUAACCUUCAUUGAGAAGAAGAACAAGUUGCUUACUGAGCUCAGUGAAGCUCUUACUAAAGAUUCUGCCAAAAUAAAAGCCAAUAUCCGGAUGGUUUUAGAGGGAUUACAUGAACUGCAAGGUUUCGAAGAUCUGCCUGAGGAGAACAGAAGGGACAUUUUCCUCUAGGUAUCCACCUUCUGUGAUCCACAGGGAAUAAUGUUGGGUUUCUAGAAGAAAAGUUGAUUUUUGUGGAUAUUUUCCUGAAGCAAGGGCUGCACAUGUGAUGAGAAACCCUGGUGAAUGAGAGACAGUGACAUGACGUAGUGAUGGGGAAGAACAGCUCCACUUUUAGUGAGUGUAUUAGGCUGUUUGAACUUUGUCCCAUGUCUGACUCCAUUAGUUCUGUUUCUUUUUGAAAAUAAUUGUAUUAAUAAUAAAGAUUCUGUAUUUGUGCUGGA